Molecule: messenger RNA, 1476 nt
Organism: Brenthis ino (lesser marbled fritillary)
Lineage: Eukaryota; Metazoa; Arthropoda; Insecta; Lepidoptera; Nymphalidae
Source: the annotation of a GenBank genome assembly
AUGUCCUUUCAAACACUUUUCCAAGAGUUAUCUCUUAGAGGACAUUCAGUUACUGUUAUUAAUAACUUUCCAGACAAAGAUCCACCAAAGAAUUUGAGCUUUAUAAACAUGAAUGCCUCGCAACGACAUAAUUUCACAGCGCUGUCUGAAUUCGAGAAGUAUAACCCAUUUUUCAGUGUAUUUUUUAAUUUCUACGCACACUUUACUAAGGGUCCGCAAAAUACAAAAGAGGACUGUGAAAGUUUUUUUGCUAAUGAGAAUAUUAAAGCGAUUCGUGAUAAAGGAGACAAGUUUGAUGUGAUUUUUGUCGAACAGUUUAUAAGUGACUGUGGACUUGUGUAUGCGGCUGUGUUUUAUGAUGCACCUAUUAUAGGCAUUACUUCGCAUACUCUAUUACCAUGGGCUUAUACCAGGCUUGGAAUACCAUUUGAUGUAGGGUCAGAUGCGUUUUAUUUUUCUAAUGCAGGCACAAAUCCUCCGUUACACAAGAAGUUUCAAAGCUUUCUCAUGAACACUUACGCAAAUACUAUCGGUAGAUGGCAGUUGAAUUCUGUGAUUUACCAAGUUUUCAAUCAAUACCUCCCUAACAUAACUUUCGAUAUAGAAAGGAUAGCAAAGGAAAGGAUGGUAAUGAUGUUCUCUAACCAGCACCAUUCGGUCACUGGGGCAAGGCUGCUUGCGCCCAGAGUUCUUGAAAUAGGUGGAAUGCACAUUAAAAAAUCGAAUACUAUACCUAAGAGUAUACAAAAAAUUUUAUCCACUGCGGAACAUGGCGUGGUGUAUGUGAGUUUCGGAUCUAAUCUCAAAGCAAGUACGAUGUCGAAACACAAAUUUCAGCAAUUUCUCGACGCUUUCAGAAAAAAUCCCCAGAAAGUGCUGUGGAAAUUAGAAAAUGCGACACUUCCACCUGGACACGACCACGUAUUUUUAUAUGAAUGGUUUCCGCAAUUGGAUAUUUUGUGUCACCCCAAAGUCUUAGCGUUUAUAUCACAUGGUGGUAUGCUGAGUGUAUCAGAAGCGGCUCAUUGCGGAAAACCAAUUCUAGCCAUACCAUUUUUUGGAGACCAGUUUUCUAAUGCCGCUGCUGUAGUAGACAGUGGACUGGGUUUAACUAUACAUUUUAAGGAUGUAACCGCGGAAAAUUUAGCCGAUGCUAUUAAAAGUUUGACGAGCUCAAGAAUGCAAAACAAUGCCAAACGAGUUUCGACGCUAUGGCAUGAUAGACCGAUGAAUGUAAUGGACAGCGCCAUCUAUUGGACUGAAUAUGUAGCGAGGCACAAAGAUGUAGCAUCUUUACCUACUACGAACAAAUAUUGGUUCGAAAGCUCACUACUAGAUGUCUAUAGUGUGCUUUUAGCAUUAUUAAUCGUAUUGUAUUUAAUUGUAUAUUUUAUUUUAAAAAUAGUUUAUUUAGUAAUGGUAAUGUUGUUGGGUGUACUUGUAACCAAAGAGAUUAAGGAUAAGAAAAAACGUGCG